Messenger RNA from Portunus trituberculatus (swimming crab), 7767 nucleotides. RefSeq lists its product as uncharacterized. Gene Ontology annotation, biological process: sensory perception of taste. Gene Ontology annotation, cellular component: membrane. Bases 819 to 1781 code for a protein of 320 amino acids. The record is from RefSeq and is a predicted model, not a curated record. The transcript has 6 exons. NCBI's taxonomy places the organism in Eukaryota, Metazoa, Arthropoda, Malacostraca, Decapoda, Portunidae.
CUCCCGCCUCUUCCCGCUCUCCCUCACUCCUGCAGGAAGCGAUAGGGAAGAGCCAAGAGUGGCUGGCUCUCACCCCCUCUCACCCUCGCUGUCUCCAGGUGCGCUCAGGUGACAGUGCAGUGAUGGAGUGCGGGUAUGUUCCGCCUCAGCCUUAACUACCUGAUUGAUGGUCGUGAACGAGUGAGUGUUGUCUGGUGGUAGUGAUUAAAGCCUGACUACCUGAUGGGUCUUUAAGUAUCAAGUCCAGCGAGAGACUGUUGUACAUGUAGUUGUGAACCAUUUAUUGAGAGGUUACAUACAUGAGGAUGGUCAGCGUGCACUGGAUGGGAUGAUAGUGACGGUUCUUCACUGUCGCGUCCUCGGGUCAAAGUGACGAGUGGUGAGGCUGUGAUGAGAAGGCCGCCUGUCCUUCCAGUCACUGCCUUUGUGGGAGUGGAGGCUGAAGCAGCGAGGGUCAGCAUGUCCAGCUACGCCUCCUCGCCCUUCCUGCGGAGGGUGGUGGUCGGCCUGCAGAUGAUGGGGUGCCUGGUCUACACCUGGCCCGCUUCGGUCGGCAUCCGCCCCAGCCCCAGGCCCGCCCUUUGCGCCUGGGCCGUUGUGGUGCAGCUGUCCCUGCUGGCGUGGCUCUUCAUCGAAAUGUACAUCGAGGUGAGCCACCACCAAUUCCUCUGCGUCGGGGAGGUGGCGCACGUCCUGGCUGUUCUCUUUGACUUGGCGGCGCUCGCCCUGCUCCCCGCCUUCCUGACGGUGAGGAGCAGGCUCAUGUCUAGGCUGCUGGCAGGCCUCGGGACAUCCCACACCCUCACGGACCUAUCUACAUGUGCAGGGCGUCGCAGUUCAUGCACCUCCUGGCGGUGGUGGUCACCUUCUGCCUCAUCACGUGGGCCUACAUAGUGGACGGCGACAUACUGGGCGCCGCCUGGAAGCCUGUCUUCAUGCUCCUCAACCUGUUUGUCAUCACCAGAGUGAUCUUCACCUUGAUGCUCUUCAGGAUCCUCUUCCACUCGCUGGCUGAGGAGAUACACGACGAGACGCGUCAACUCGCACACCGCCACGGGCCGUCCCGCUCUGAACCCAACGACCACAACCACGACGAUCACCACGACGACCACGGAGGCUGCCAGAGUGCACACGAUCACCUGACCAACUGCAAUGGUAAUGGGAAGGCAAUCAAGUGCCCCCCGGAAGAAGCUGUCGAGCGGGGCACACCUCGGGACACCUGGAAGGACACUCUGGGGCUGGACGGGACUCAGCUUCCUGCAGGCGCUGAUGGGGAUGAGGUGGUGGCGGCGCUGAACCGCCUGGAAGAAAAGAUUUACGUGGUGGACAAGCUGCUGCAGAAGGCGUCGAUGGUGUUCUGUGAGCCGAUGAUCGUGUUCUUUGUGUGCUUCACCAUCUCGGCCAUCACCGGCACCUUCUUCAUCUACCUGGAGGGACACAAGGCAAGGGGCAUCGCUAUUUACGUGGCGCUGUGUUACCUCUACAUCAUCAGGAUCUGUCACAUCGGCCACGUCUUCACUCAUAAGAUACUCGAUGCUAUUCAGCUCUUGCGCCGCGUGAGCUCCAGAAGUGAUGACGAGAGAGUAAAGGCCAGUGUGGAGAGGCUCGUGUCGUACUUGGCAACACUGUCGAGGCUCGAUUUGAAGGGCUGGUGCACCCUCAACCUGUCCACGCUGGGGAGCGUGCUGAGUUCCAUGGCCACCUACCUGGUCAUCCUCCUGCAGGUUGGCGGGAUGCGCAUUGAUUUCACUCACAACCACGAAGUUCAUACGACAGGGUAGGCGCGUCAUCCUCAUCUGAUGGUGGUGAUGGUGGUGGUCUGAACGUUACCCAGUCAGCAGGUGGUGGUGGUGGUGGUGGUGGUGGCGGUGUAUCAAGGUCAGUGUUGGUGUCAGUAAGGUCGCCGCUGACUGGCAGUAUAGUGGGAGCUUUCGAGAAGGAGUCGGAAGGAAAAGUAAGCGAAGUAGUGAAAGGAAUCGGUCUUAAGAAGUUUAUCCGGAAAGAGAGAAAAGGAAAAUAGAGCUGCGAAAAGUUUAACUGGAGGAAGCACCAUUGAAAAGACAGAAGAGGAAAAUAAGACAGACAGAUAAGUGGAGGCAUUGUAAGUGUGUAAAAAGAGAGUAGAGAAGUUAAAUGAAGGAACUGAAUUGCUCUUCCCCAAACAAAAAGCGAAAUAAAAGAGACAAUUGAGGGAAUCGAAAGGUUUUAAAAGUUGGAGAGAGGAAACAAAAGACAUUAACAAAAUCAAAGAACGUAAAGAAAGGGGAAAACAAAACAGACAAGUGGAGAAACUGGAAACUUGUACACGAAAUAAUAAAAAAAAAAGGUCAGCGAAAAAAUUCAAAACCUAAAUGUAAACCAAAGAAAAGAGGCCGUGACAGACUUUGACUCCAAAAAUUGUUACUGAAAUCAUAAACAAAUAAAGAAAAUCCUGAACAAAAGGAACAUUGGAAAGCGUAUGUAAUUAUAAGCUUAGAUAUUGAAGAACCGUCCGCUUUUACACACACACACACACACACACACACACACACACACACACACACACACACACACACACACACACACACACACACACACACACACACACACACACACACUGAAUGUCUAACUGAUGGUAAGCGCUUUGUUAUAGAGUGAACUAAAGAAAUCGGGUGUGUGGGAUGAUACUUGUCACCUGUCCCAUCUCACCUGCGCCUCUUGAAGGGAACAGGUGCAGCAUAGAAGACCUUAUACUGAAUCACAUCCUCGCCACGCCACUACUUAAAAAAAAAAAAACAUCUCUAAUUGAAGCUACACUGGUUUCUAAAAAUUAAUAUACGGUUUUAGUGGCAGAUUAACAAGAUUUCUACAUUAUUAGCAGGUAAAACAACCUUGGCAAUCCAGCGUAUCAUCUCUAUGGCUUUUGAAAAUAAUCGUGAUAAGAGAGGGAAGCGUUUCUGAACCCCCAUGGCAUUAUUACCACAACAUUACACAAGAGAAUUGGUAUUGCUGCUUGAAUGUAAUGGCAGAUACGACGACGGGUGGCUCUAAUGGUAGUUUGAUGGUUGUGUAAUGGUUGUGAGUUAAUGGUGAAGCGAGGCGAUGCUUUGAGAAGUUGGUGAUGAGAGUAAGACAGUGUGAUAGAUAACUGACGCUCCAAUACCUGUGCUUGCCGCGACGUGAAGAGCAUUGUGUUUAUAUCAGAAGGUUGUGAAAGGACAGCUGAAGUGACAGCUUUGAGUGGCGAGAAUGAGAAUAGUGUGAGUGAAAUAGUUAGGAAAUAUUUCAAGAAGUGGUACUAAAAGGAAUAUAACGAAGUGAUGCUAUGUUAACCUCAAUCACCCUCAAAAGCAAGGUUAUUGUACAGAAGAGAAGGUUUUACGGCUAGUGUUGAGAGGAAUAUGAGUGAAAUAGUUUGGGAGAUAUUUCAAGAAGUAGUACUAUAAGGAAUAUAACGAAAUGAUGCUCGUUAAACUCAAUCACCCUCAAAAGCAAGAUUAUUGUGCCGAAGAGAAGGUUUUACGAAUGAUGAUGAAAGAAAUAUAAAUGAAAUACGUAAGAGAUAUUUCAAGAAGUGAUAUUGACAGUAAGAUAUAACGAAUUUAUGGUCUGCUAACCUCAAUCACCCUCUGAAGUAAGAUUAUUGUAUAUGAGGUUUUAUGGGUGAUGGUGAGAUAUGAGUGAAACGCGUAAGAGAUAUUUUAAGAAGUGAUAUUGACGGAAAGAUAUUGAACUGACGCUCUGCUAACUCAACCACCAUCAAAAGCAAGAUUAUUGUAUAAAAGAGAAGGUUUUACGGGCGAUGGUGAGAAAAAUAUGAGUGAAAUGCGUAAGAGAUAUUUCAAGAAGUGAUAUUGACAGAAAGAUAUUGAAUUGGUGCUACAUUCACCCUUGACUAAUCUCACAGAAGAGAUUUUACGGGUGACGGUGAGAGAAAUAAGAGUGAAAUGCUGAAGAAAUAUUCCAAGGAGUGGUAUUGAAAGCAAGAUAACAAAUUGAUGCUCUGUUGACCUCAUUUAACCUCAAAAGCAAGAUUACAGUUGACAGGAGUGAAUGAACUGGCCAAGGAAAGGUCUUAAUGGUGGAAAUGAGGUGAAUUAAAUGCUUUAGAAAUAUUUCCAGCUGUGUAUUGAGAGACUGAUAACGCAGUGACGGUCUGUUAACCUUAAUUGCUCCUCGUUGUCGAGAUUUGUGUACCAGCAAGUGAUUGAAAAACCCGGAAGAGUGUGAGUGGAGGUGGCGAGAGUGAAGUGUGUGAAGUGAGUGAAGUACAGGAGUAGUGUUUCGAGAGGUGGAUCUGAGGAAGGUGACGAAAUGACGCUCUGAUAACGAUGAUAUUUGUGAGGGAAUGAAGAUAAAUGUUUCACGAGAUACACUACAGAAAAAAAAAAAAGGUGAUGGUCUGAUAGCCUCUAAUCACGCUGAAAGUUAUGAUUGCCGUACUUGCUGAAUGAGGGAACUAGUUAGGAAACAUUUCAGAAGAUGAUUUUUGAGAACAAGGUAACAAAAAAAAAAUUAUGCUGAAAAUCUUAAAUUGCCAAUAAUAACAUCAAAAUUUUUUCAAGCGAUAGAAUUACGAGAAAAAAAAAUCACUAAACGAUCCUGUAAUCACCGCGGAAGUUAAGACUGUGUGCCUGUGAGUGAGUGAGCGAACCGGUGAAGGGAACAUUUUUAAGCUGUGGACUAGAGAGCAAGGUAGGAUUAUGCUCUAGUCAUCCUGAUUUAAGACUGCUUUGCCUGUGAUAACUACAAGACAAGAUCGGAACCAGUACGGGUAGAAGACAGUGGAGAGUGUCACGGAGGCUGCCUGGCCAUGACCGAACGAGGCUGGCACUGGCACCACAACGCAACACAAUCCUCUCUCAUUUUCAAACCUCCGCAUCGCCUCGUCAGCCACACACGCCCCGGGAAACAUAAACACCCCUACCGAUCCUUCCCUGCCGGCGCUACAAGGCUGUGUGAAGCGAGUAAGGAGAUAAAAAGACAUAUGAUUUAUCCUUCGGGAGUUAAUCAUUUCUAACGAAUCUAUUGAUAAACUUACUCUCAGUCACGGCUGCCUCGUCCCUGAGUGCUAUAGUGGCGGGAAGAAAUCCUUUUAGUUUCCACCCUGCAUCGUCUCUUACCUGCUCGUUCCGCGUCUCAUUAUAUUUAAGCUUCUGUAUUAGUUGAAUGUGAGACUUUCCUUCCUCGUGCUCCUCCUCCUCCUCCUCCUCCUCCUCCUCCUCCUCCUCCUCCUCCUCCUCCUUCUCCUUCUCCUUCUCCUCCUCCUGCUUUUCUCUAAUGUGACGCGGGGUUCCUACGGGCGUGCAUGUGGUUAAGGGUUCCUAUGUUAUUGCUGUACAUGAUUUAGGGACUUCUACAGUGGCCAGGGUGGAGGAAACUGACGUGUGAGUGAGGAAGGUUAGUGAGGAGUGAGGAACAUUGUGCUCUUCUACUACUACUACUACUACUCGUGUGGAAGACCGGAGGUGUGCUGUAGUGAACUUGUAUGCUAGAGUGAGGAAAAUUGUCCUACAACUAUUAUUACUACUGCUACUACUACUACUUAUACUACUAUUACUACUACUAUUACUAUUAUUACUAUUAUUUCAUGGAUUUAAAGACUAGGGUAAGAAAAUUCAUGUGCUGUUAAUUAUAAGACUUGCUGAGGUUUUUUUUCUGGCUGGGCUGGCGUGGACUGAAGGGAAUGUGUGUGUUGGUACUGUGAGAGACUGAAGAAGGGGUUGUGUUACUGUUAUUAUAAGAUUAAAGUGUGUUCUUUUACUAGACAAGACUGAAGAAGGCCUUGUGUUGCUGUGAAUGGGUGUAGACUGAAGGAAAAACUGCGUUGAUACUGCGAAAGACUGAGGAAAGAAUUGUGUUACUGUUGCAAGACUGAAGGAUAAGUGUGUUUUCUUACUAUACGAGACUGAAGAAGGCCUUGUGUUGCUGUGAAUGGGUGUAGACUGAAGGAAAAACUGCGUUAAUACUGCGAAAGACUGAGGAAAGAAUUGUGUUACUGUUGCAAGACUGAAAUUUACGUGUGUUCUCUUACCAUACAAGACUGAAGGAGGCUUUGUGUUGCUGUGAAUGGGUGUAGACUGAAGGAAGAGUGCGGACAGCUGUAACAGAGGACUUGGGGAGGUCAUCAGCAGGGAAUUUAGACUGGAGAGGAAGCAAAUGGCAUACAGAAGAGAAAAAUACUGAUUAUUUUUACAUUCGUGGUAAGGAAAACGUAUAAUUUGCACAUAAAUAAGGACAAUGGAAGGUCAUUCUUUGUAGUUGUUUAUACGGGAGUGUGUGUCUAGUGAAAUGAUACAUGUGACUCGUAAAUCAAGGCAGUGAAUGUGUUUGUUCUGCCUGUGAAGGAAAGCGAGGAUGUGAACCGUAAGUCAUAAUGAUGAAGACUCCUAACACUCAUAUUUAAUGAUUGUGAAAGAAAAAUAUUACUAAAUACUCAAAUACUCAUCUAACUCAUCACGAGUCAAAGUAGUGAAGUUUUGUUGUACGUGAAGGACAGUUAAUGCACUGAAAGAGGAUAGAAACACAAAACAAAGCUGUGAACGUUAAUCUAAUCUCUCAUCAAUGAAAAUAGUGAAUGUGUACAGUUUGUCACCAUGAAACACUGAUGUAAACUCUUGUGAUGCAAAAAAAGUGCCAUGAUACAAAAUAACUCUCGACACGCCAAACGAGUGAGUGAGUGAGUGAGUGUGCGUUUCACUUUAAUUUAAAACCAUCAGUCACAAUUCAAAACACUUCCUACGCAUAUAACUCCUCUUAAUUCCAAACACAAAAGGGACAUUUAUUUUACCCAAACCAAGAAAAAGAAAACGAAGAAUGAAAAGAAAAAACGGUCAGUCAUAACCUUAGCUUCACUCAACCUCGUCCUCCUCUUCCUCCUCCUCCUCCUCUCCCUCUGUCCUGUGAAAUGAGAAAUGGUACAGUCUGCUCAGAAAUGUGAGUGACUCGGAUGGUUCAUGUAAGACUCAUAUUAGGAUCUCAUCGUGGAUCUUGCCUGAGUCUCUUCUUACUGAACCCAGGAAAGGUUCAAUAAAAAGAAGACGAAGAAGAAGAAAAAAGUUAAAGAAGAAAAAGAAGAAGAAAAGAAAAAGUAAAAGAAGAAGAAGAAGAAGAAGAAGAAAAAAGAAGAAGAAGAAGAGGAAUUGCUUAACUUUUGGAAAUACUAACCUCUUUACGAAAAUUUGUACGAGAUUUUUGCUGUAGCUUCCACGGGACGAGAAAUCUGAGGCGGUGAAAGUGAGCGAAAAGCAGAGAGAGAAAAGAGAUGGAAAGAAAAACAAUCUUUCUCUCUCCGCAUUAAGAAAGAGAGUAAGAAAGACGAGGUACAUUUGCAUAGACGUGUGAGAAAACCAGAGAGGAGAACAGAAGCAUUGAGAUAAGCCAGAGAAUAUUGAGAUACACUCCUUGGAAAAAAUAAUAGACAGAGAAGAGAGAUGAAAAAAGACACAUAAAGAUUUAAAGAACGAAUAAGAAAAUUACGAAUCAGAUAAGAGGAAAAGGAGAAAAUAAGACACAUUAGAGUAAAUUAAGACAGUCAAAUGAGUAACCAGUGAAAAAAUAAGUAAGAAUCAAAUUUUCAGGGAGGAAAGAAAGAAGGAAAAGUGUGCCAGGUAAGAGGACACGAGGAAAAAAGUAAAGGAUAGACAUGGAGGUGAAGGAAAGGAGAUAAAGAAAUAAUCCCUGGAAGGAGGAACGGACACACAAAAGAGAGAAAGACAUAAUGAAAAGUGUAAUGGAUAAUGAGAUAGAAUAGAAAGAAAGACAUGAAGAUUAGGCAAAGAAACUGAA